CGGACUCCGGAGUUCCGACUGCGUUUUUUCGAUCAAACGGAUCUACUAUAUGUCGCGGGUGACAUCGCGCCUGACGUCAAUCGCGCGUCAUUCGAUGGCGACUGCCGGACGGAGGGAGCGUCCUAAUAACCUAUUCAAUGAAACUUGUGUGACAACUUUCUUCUGUACCUGUGAUCGAUCUCGAGUUUCUUUAUCGACCGAUAGUUGUAAUGAGCAUUCCCGUGUUCCUGACGAUAUUCUUUACCGACUGUGGAUCUGAACUAUUAAUUGCGCGGGAAACCCAAGGGGAAAGCUGUAAUGGCUGCCAUCGGUAAACACGGCGCGAGGACAAUAAGCGGACUGCAAUCACGGUUUUGCGAUCUCCUCGUCUCGGAUCAGCACUGACGGAUGCGCGUGUGUGCAUUGUCGGCCUGUGUCGGCCAUUACGAAUCCGUUCCCGCAGACGCGUCGUUGUGCUCUCGAAGGUGUAAAUUUUCGGCGGAUAUCUCAUAGCACGAGGGAAGCAGAAACUCUGCUGAAAUCGAUUGAUCGGGGAUCCGGAUCUUAUUGAACAUGGACAUGGACAGAUCGAGCAACGGCGAGUACAAGUAUCAGAGAGAGGAGGAUGCCGACGAGAAACCCAGAAUGCUGGACGAGGGUGACGACAAGGACCCUCAGGUCGACAAAGCCGGCGAGUAUAUGCAGGAGCUCUUGCAGGAGAAGGUCGAGCUAGACGGUCAGAAAUGGCCCAACGCUGUACGAUUACUGGAUCAGGAAAUUCAAAAAACGGAGACUAUGCGCAGACCAAUGAGAGAGUCAAAAUAUGUGGACAUUUAUCGUGAAAAACCAGUUCGUGUUUCUGUCAAAGUUCUGGUACCUGUUCGUGAACAUCCCAAGUUUAAUUUUGUAGGAAAAUUGUUGGGGCCGAAAGGCAAUUCUAUGAAGCGCUUGCAAGAAGAAACAAUGUGCAAGAUGGCAGUAUUAGGUAGAGGAUCGAUGAAAGAUAAGCAAAAAGAAGAAGAACUUCGUGCUUCCUUGAAUUUGAAAUAUGCACAUCUUGCCGAUGAUCUACACGUAGAGAUUACAGCUCUUGCCCCACCAGCGGAAGCUUAUGCACGUAUUGCUUUCGCUCUCGCCGAAGUGCGGAAAUACUUGAUUCCUGACAACAAUGAUAAUAUACGUCAAGAACAAAUGCGCGAAAUGGAGAUGAGCGGAUCCGAUGAAAAUGUUUCGAAUGAUCGGAGAGGACCUUCGAUGAGAGGACCUUCGAAUCUUGGUAAUGUACCAAGACCCGUUGGGAGGCAGACAUUACCUAGAAUGGGAUCUAGAGGUGUUCUUCCUCCACCUGUAAAUCGUGGGCCACCCACUAGACCAGCACCAAACAAAUCGAAGGUAUUCUCGAUCUUAGAUCGUGCAAGAGCUGCUAUGGAUCAAAGUUACAACUUUGAUACUCAGACUCCUCCACCAACAAACCGUGCUGCAUCGCAUCAUGAUUAUGAUUAUCACGGAUCAUCUGGUAGUAACGCUCGAUAUGGUGAUCGUCAUUAUACAUCGAAUUCUGGAUACACGACUUAUGAGUACGAUGAUGAUUCUGCGCCACAUUCAUCACGUGAUUAUUACGAAUCUUCAGAUUAUCCAGAGGAAUCGUCGAGCCGCGCUUGGAAAUCUUACAAGACCACAACGACGUCAGGCGCAGCCUCGCGCUACCGCACCACCCCAUAUACACGACCUUCCAAUAUUAUUGCUAAUCCAUUGGCAAGUAAUCUUCCUAAUGCACGGCGGCCUACGAUGCCCACUAUGCAGAAACCGGUAAACGAAAGAAAUCGUUCUUAAUCGGUCAGUGACACGAAGGCUAACACGGUAAUGAUGCGCAAAUAUUGUGUUAUCCUAACGAUUAAAACAGAUAACAUUAAUAAAAAUUUCCUAUUCUAAGAAAGACUUAUUCUCGUUUAAUUUCUUUUCUAAAAAUUUAAUAAAACUUUAAUGAAAUAUAAUAUUUAUACUGUUUAUCUUGCUCUAUUUGUAGUGUCUAUUUUUUAUAAAUCCUGUAUUUGAAUUUUAUUUUAAUUUUUUUUAUAAUGAAUUAAAUAAUUUUCAGAUUAUUUUUCGCGGCCACUGGAUAAACAGGAACAUAUAAACUAACCCACAAUUAAAAAAUAUCCAACAUAAACUUUACAGAUCAGUCAAACUUCAAUAUUCAACGACAAACACGAUAUAAGUUUAUUCUUUUGAAAAAAUUGCUCAAUUGCUUCAUAUUAUAAUUUCAAUUCAGUGAACCUAAUUUUCUAUAAAACAAUUCCGUUUUCCAAAUCCUUUUCCUAAAAUUUUUGACUACGGAUGGAUUUAAUUAUUGACAAGAAGGACCAAGAGGAUCGAAGGAAUAAUUCAAAGUAAAAAUAGCUUUGAAUAAACAUUUAAGAUUGCAUAAAAUAAGAGUUUUGAAUUUAAUAAUAAUAUACUCAAUAUUAUAUAUACAAGUUAAGUCUGAAUUAGAGGCUAAAGGAUUUUUAUUUUUUACUUUUUUUGUACUCAAUGUUUUUUUUUUAAUGAUGUGAAAAUAAAUUAAACGAGACAUUAAAAAAGAAAAAUCUAAUAUUAAAUUUUCUGACUUCGAUACUUGAAUGAAAUAUUAAAAUAAUAUUGCAUUGUAAAUAGAACAAUUUAAAUGACUUAUAUUACAUACAAUGCAAACUAAAAUUAUAAAUUGAUAAAUCAAUAAUAAGUUUACAUAUGAAUGUGCCAUUAUUGAUGACAAUUGUUUAUAUUAUUUGCUUAACUUGCACAGCCUCUAUUCAUUAAAAUUAAAAUGUUUAACAUUUAGACUUACAAAAAAAUAUUAAUAAUCUGUAUUAUCUAUUAUGUAGAAACGAUACAAGAUUAUGUUAAACUAUAUUAUUAUAUAUAAAUCUAAUAAUUUCCAAUAUAUGAUUAUCUAAAAUGUAUAGACUGUAAUUCAUUAAAUUUGUCAUUAAAAUAAUAUGUAACAUGUAAUCUUCAAAAAUUGAAAUAAAUAUAAAAUAAUAAUAUCAAACAA
This is a messenger RNA of Monomorium pharaonis (pharaoh ant), 3013 nucleotides long. RefSeq names its product KH domain-containing, RNA-binding, signal transduction-associated protein 2. Gene Ontology annotation, biological process: regulation of alternative mRNA splicing, via spliceosome. The record is from RefSeq and is a predicted model, not a curated record. Lineage: Eukaryota; Metazoa; Arthropoda; Insecta; Hymenoptera; Formicidae. The coding region runs from base 553 to 1812 and encodes 419 amino acids. Gene Ontology annotation, cellular component: nucleus. The transcript has 10 exons. Gene Ontology annotation, molecular function: mRNA binding.